Molecule: messenger RNA, 1693 nt
Organism: Notothenia coriiceps (black rockcod)
Lineage: Eukaryota; Metazoa; Chordata; Actinopteri; Perciformes; Nototheniidae
Product: interferon-induced protein with tetratricopeptide repeats 1-like
Biological process (GO): defense response to virus
Cellular component (GO): cytosol
Molecular function (GO): protein binding
Source: RefSeq, a predicted model, not a curated record
AAACAGCUGAAUGAUGAGUGCUGCCCAGAGUCAAACACUGCUCUUCAAACUUGAAGCCCUGCAGUGCCAAUUCACCUGGGAUCUUGACAUCAGAACGGCCUUACUUAAUCAUCGCAGGGACAACCUGGAGGACAUUGGCACCAAUGAUGGAAACAGAUGGCUGGGUCACAUCUACAACCUGCGAGGGUUCAUUCAGUACAAGCUAGGAUCCAAUAAAGAAGCCCAGAAGUUCUUCAACAAGGCUACAGAGUCCUUCAGCCGGAUAAGAAGCACAGAUGAGGGCCCCUGGUUAGUGGUGAACUAUGGGAACCUGGCUUGGCUGCACCACCACCUGGGAGACCAAGCAGAGAGCGAGGCCUACCUGUCAAAGGUCGACGCCCUGAAUAAAAAAUACCCAUCUCCAUCCCAGGAGGAGCUCCACCCGGAGAUCUACGCUGAAAAAGCCUAUGCGCUGAUGACGGUCAGUGGAGACAAAACACUUGUUGCAGAUUACUUCCAGAGAGCCAUCGAGAUGCAGCCAGGUACACAAGAGUGGAACACUAGCCAUGCCUUAGCUUUAAUUUAUGCUUCUUAGCAUAGCAGCACAGGGCUGGAAGAUGACAUCUUGGAGAAAAUGAGAAUUGCCCAAGAACAGGAUCCAGAGAACUUGUACCUCGCUGCUCACUACCUUGAUCAACGUGCUCAGAGAGGAGAAAGAAUAGAAGAUGAAGCACGUGAGUUAGCCACAAAGGUUUUGAGAAGUCCUGUCAGCAGCUACAGUGGUUUAAAACCAUUGCUCUUUUACAGAAAGUAUAUAUCUGGUGAUGAGGCCAUUGAUUUGGCAGAGGAGGCUCUGAAGAACCAAUCCAGAUGAGCGUUAUCUGAAGAGAUGUGUUGCACUCUGUACCAAAUGGAAGAUUCAUUUUUUACAGGAAAGGAUUGCCCAAGCAAAAGCUUUGAUAGACAGAGCAAUCCUUCUCCUUGAGGAGGGAUUGCUCCUUUACCCUUGAUUCUCAAUUAUGAAAGGAAAAUAGAAAUUUGCAGAUGUAUAUGCACUGUCGCACAUGAUGAUCAGGCUAAGCUGAUCAGAAAUAUCAGGACUGUGGUAAAAAAGUGAUUUGAAAUUGCAGAAAAACAAAAUUCUUUAACACAAGUAUGCAAAUCAUUUAUAUUCCGGUAAAAGGAUGGUAACAUGUCACACGUUACCACAGAAGGCCGGCACGAUACCGCACCAAUCCUCUUUCAUGAGAAAAGCAUCAACAGUCUCGGAGUAAGAGAAGGUAGGACUGCUGGCGAGAAUAAUAAUUUCUGGCAAACCUGCAAGAGCCAUUAGUGUUCUAAACAGCAAUGGUUUGAAAUCCAAGAAGAAGAUAUGGCAUUAGUAACAAAUAAUCUGUACAUCUUCAUACAUAUUGAUUUGGCUGCAAUAAGAAAAAAAACGUUUUUCUUCUAAUGGUCGGGUAAUACACAAGGCAGCAACAGCCGAUACUCUGAAAAUGUAACAUGUUCUAUAUUGGUUUAACACUUCCAUUGUUAAACAGACCUAACAUGUUAUAUUAUAUUAUAUAAUUAUAUUUGAACUUCUUAUUUGCAGGCAGGUUUCAAUUGAUGCUUUACACUUUAGUAGCAGACAGACACUAUUUAAAAAUACAAAUUAGCUGAGCACUGUUUUUUAGUCUUGGUUGUUAAAUACAAAAACGAUUGGAAAUAUUAC